AUGGAUCAAGAGAGCAAACAGGUGGAUAUUACUGUUGAAUGGCAGGGCGCUAAGCACACCGAGUCGAUGGACUCUGAGGCGGUGAACAAGGAAGCGCUCACAGGUCUGGUUAAGAGGAGCUUUGGUGGUCUACCGGCAAAGUUCAAGUUAGAGAGAAGAUCGAAGAAGUUCAAGGGCUAUGUGCCAUUACGGACCAAAGAGGAUUAUAAGUACUUGAAGCGCAGCUUGGCUGUGAAGAAUACGCUUGUGCUUAGGGUUGUUGUGGAUGUCGGUGUGGAGGCUGCUGUUGCAGCCUCCCAAAAGACCCCCAAGGUUGUCAAGUCUGCUCAAGGCAGUGUUGGCACUAAAGAGCCGGUUGAUAUUGCUCCCAAGAAGAAGGAUAUCCUGGGUAAAGUUGAGAAGUCAAAGAAGCCAGACACUUAUGUCUCAGUUCCAAAGGAUGGGUUUGAACGUCUGUGUAAGGAGAUUGCCAACUUGAGCGCAAAGCUGGACAAAGUUGUUGAAAAGGAAGAGUCUAUAAAGAAUCAUGAACACGCCGAUGGUCUGAACCAUCAUGGGGAGUCAACCAUAACUGUUGGUUACCAUGAUAGCGUUUAUUGCGAUGGAUGCUCUUUCCCAUGUACCGAACGCACAAGAAUAUCAGGCUACAGAUACAGUUGUAAAGUUUGUCCAGAUUUCGAUCUUUGUGAGAAGUGUUACCGUGAUCAAGACACAGUAACCUGGUCUUGCGGUGUGAACCAUUCUAAGAGUCAUGAAAUGGCUAGAACUUCCCCUGUUUCCUUUUCAACCUUGAAGACAAACAAGAGUGCUGGCGAACUAGUUCGCUUCCAUCCUGGUGUAUUUUGUGAUGUUUGUUGCCCUAUUGGCGAUCCUGAACAUGCAAUAGUUGGUAACAGAUACAAGUGUAAACAGUGCUUCAACUACGACUUGUGCGAGACUUGUUACUCUGAAGGUCGUUCCUCUGGUUAUCAUUCUGCUUGUCACGAGGUUGUUAAGUACCCAGCAUUUGUUGAGGUUCAACUAGCUGGUUCAUUGACCGAAGCAGCCACGAAUGAGAGUAAGGUUGAUGAGGUAAAGAAAGACUUGGAGGAACAAAAUGAAAUACUGCAGGCGCAACUCAAGUCUUUGGAAGAUAUCACUGAUAAGUACUCGUCUUUGAUUGGAUUAGCAAAAGGUUACAAUAUUGAAGAACUAGUUAAGAUUGGGUUGAAGCAUGUUGGUAGAAAAGAGAAAAGUUCAAACCCAAGUAUCAAGAUUACCUCUCUUGUCCAAGGUGACUUCUUGCAAUUUGUCGUUGCAAAUUUGUCAAGUAGACCUACCCUGGCAAACUCAAUGCUUGAACUCAGAUCUGUAUCUUCUUCUCCUACAACUAUAAAGUUUUGUAUCCGCAAUCCAAUCCAAUCUGAUUGUGUUAUUAAGUUGAAGACCAGAAUUGCAGAUUUGAAUGAUUCCCCCUCGAACUUUUUGAAGAAGUGCUCUGUUAAGAUGCUUAGCGAGGAUGGUGAAUUGAUCCUUAGUGGGGAAUUCAAAGAUUCACAGAGUAUCAUCCUAGUUCAAGUUGCAAAUGAGGACUUACAUCCUCCACAGGAAUGUCUACAAGAUGUCCUUAACACUCCAGAAUCUUCCAUAGCGUUGGAGAAGAAGGCCACCAAGAGCGUCGAGGAGACCAACACCAGUAUUUCAACGUUGAAGGAGAAGGCUGAAAAUGGAUCUGAUACUAACAGCUUAGAUCCGGAAGCCGAUCUUGGAGACACUAUUGUUUUAUCGCUAGAUGAAUUUUCAAGAGUGCUUACCCUCGAAGAUACUGAUGACGAUUACAGCACGCUUGAGGACUAUGAGAUUUUAAGCACCGAUGAUUAUAUCUCUGAAGACCAAUCCACAGUCUAA
Molecule: messenger RNA, 1887 nt
Organism: Williopsis jadinii
Lineage: Eukaryota; Fungi; Ascomycota; Saccharomycetes; Phaffomycetales; Wickerhamomycetaceae
Exons: 1
Coding region: 1-1887 (628 amino acids)
Molecular function (GO): zinc ion binding
Source: RefSeq, a predicted model, not a curated record